GCUGCGGCCGAGAGGAGCCUUUUUAUUAGAGCUCUCUCAGCCUACGUUCCUCAGUGCCGCCGGGGAGUAGGGCCAGGUGUUGGGAGAACUCCCACGUGGGACAAGAUGGUGUCUUCGACCCAGGUGAACUUCAACCUGCAGGCUCUCCUGGAGCAGCUCAGCCAGGAUGAGCUGAGCAAGUUCAAGUCUCUGCUCAGGACAGUCUCCCUGGGAAACGAGGCCCAAAAGAUCCCCCAGAAGGAGGUAGACGAGGCGGAUGGGAAGCAACUGGCGGAAAUCCUCAUCAGCCACUGUCACAGCUACUGGACGGAGCUGGCGACCAUCCAGGUCUUUGAAAAGAUGCACCGAAUGGAUUUGUCUGAGAGAGCAAAGGACGAACUCAGAGUGCUGCGAUGCGACGUAAGUCGUAAGAAUGGCACGGUGGCAGACCUGAAGGAACUCCUGUGCUGUCUGUACGAGUCUCAGGAGGACGAGCUGGUGAAGGAGGUGAUGGCUCAGUUCAAAGAAAUAGCCCUGCACUUAAAUGCAGUAGACAUCGCGCCGUCCUCAUUCUGCGUCAAGCACUGUCGAAACUUGCAGAAAAUGUCACUGCAGGUGAUAAAGGAGACGCUCCCGGAGAAUGUCACUGCGUCUGAAUCCAACGCUGAGGCUGAGAGAUUCCAGGAUGAUCAGGACAUGCUCCCUUUCUGGACGGACCUUUGUUCCAUAUUUGGCUCAAAUAAGGAUCUGAUGGGUCUAGAAAUCAAUAAUAGCUUUCUGAGUGCCUCCCUAGUAAAGAUCCUGUGUGAACAGAUAGCCUCUGACAACUGUCAUCUCCAGAGAGUGGUGUUCAAAAACAUUUCCCCAGCUGAUGCUCAUCGAAACCUCUGCCUAGCUCUUCGAGGUCACAAGACUGUAACGCAUCUGACCCUCCAAGGCAAUGACCAGAAGGAUAUGCUUCCUGCAUUGUGUGAGGUCUUGAGACACCCAGAGUGUAACCUGCAAUAUCUCGGGCUGGUGUCUUGUUCUGCUACCACUCAGCAGUGGGCUGAUCUCUCCUUGGCCCUUGAAGCCAACCAGUCCCUGAUGUGCGUAAACCUCUCCGACAAUGAGCUCCUGGAUGAGGGUGCCAAGUUGCUGUACACAACUUUGAGGCACCCAAAGUGCUUCCUGCAGAGGUUGUCGUUGGAAAACUGUCACCUGACAGAAGCCAAUUGCAAGGACCUUGCUGCUGUUUUGGUGGUCAGCCGGGAACUGACACACCUGUGCUUGGCCAAGAACUCCCUCAAGGAUACAGGGGUGAAGUUUCUGUGUGAGGGCCUGAGCUACCCCGAGUGUAAACUGCAGGCCUUGGUGCUGUGGAACUGCGACAUCACGAGCGAUGGCUGCUGCAGUCUCGCAAAGCUCCUCCAAGAAAAAUCAAGCCUGUCGUGUUUGGAUCUUGGACUGAAUCACAUAGGAGUUACCGGAAUGAAGGUCCUGUGCGAGGCUUUGAGCAAACCACUGUGCAACUUGAGAUGUCUGUGGCUGUGGGGAUGUUCCAUCCCUCCCUUCAGUUGUGAAGACCUCUGCUCUGCCCUCAGCUGCAACCAGAGCCUCAUCACUCUGGACCUGGGCCAGAAUCCCUUGGGGUCUAGUGGAGUGAAGAUGCUGUUUAAAACCUUGACACGUCCCAACGGCACCCUCCAGACACUCAGGUUGAAAAUAGAUGACUUUAAUGAUGAACUCCAUAAGCUGCUGGAAGAAAUAGAAGAAAACAACCCACAACUGAUUAUUGAUACGGAGAAACAUGAUCCCUUGAAAAAAAGACCUUCCUCUCAUGACUUCAUGAUCUGAAUUCCCCCGAGUCACUCAUUCUCCAUGAAGUUGUUGAUCUUCCAGGUGUUGGUGAACUGCCUGUGGCUCCUCUUCUCCCCCGCCCCCACUCCUCAGGGAUAAUGAGUUCACUGCUAGGCUAGAUGUUUCAGCCAUGGUUCUGCCUCUGUUUUACACGUGCACACGUCCUUAACUUUGUUACAUAUGAAAUAUCUGUAUCACGGGUACAUUGAGAGAAAUAAAGGUGAGAGCAUUCACAAA
Piliocolobus tephrosceles (Ugandan red Colobus) is the source of this 2055-nucleotide messenger RNA. RefSeq names its product NLR family pyrin domain containing 2 (gene NLRP2). Bases 106 to 1815 code for a protein of 569 amino acids. Lineage: Eukaryota; Metazoa; Chordata; Mammalia; Primates; Cercopithecidae. Gene Ontology annotation, biological process: regulation of inflammatory response. The record is from RefSeq and is a predicted model, not a curated record. Gene Ontology annotation, cellular component: intracellular membrane-bounded organelle; cytoplasm. The transcript is spliced from 10 exons. Gene Ontology annotation, molecular function: protein binding.